AUGUCUGGUCUGCGCUCAGUCUUCUGCCUCCUCCUUCUCUUCAACUUGGCUGCCCCGGUGACCUUUCGCCACCACCACUACGAUGACCUCAUGCGGACGCUGUACAAGGUGCACAACGAAUGCCCCCACAUCACCCGCGUUUACAGCAUUGGCCGCAGUGUGGAAGGGAGACACCUCUAUGUGCUGGAAUUCAGCGACUAUCCUGGAAACCACGAACCCUUGGAACCAGAAGUCAAGUAUGUCGGCAACAUGCAUGGCAAUGAGGUGCUGGGCCGCGAGUUGCUACUGCAGCUGUCAGAGUUCCUGUGUGAGGAGUACCGCAAUGGGAACCAGCGCAUCAUCCGGCUCAUCGAGGACACUCGCAUUCACAUCCUGCCCUCGAUGAACCCAGAUGGCUACGAGGUGGCUGCCGCCCAGGGCCCAAGCAGUUCUGAGUAUCUGCUUGGCAGAAACAAUGCAAACGGCGUGGACCUGAACCGAAACUUCCCUGACCUCAACACCUACUUCUACUUCAAUGAGAAGUAUGGAGGCCCCAACCACCACCUGCCCCUCCCAGACAACUGGAAAAGUCAGGUGGAGGUGGAGACCCGGGCUGUGAUUCAGUGGCUACGUUCAUUCAACUUUGUUCUUUCUGCAAAUCUCCAUGGAGGAGCAGUCGUGGCCAACUAUCCUUAUGACAAAUCCCUUGAACAUCGCGUCCGUGGCUACCGCCAUACUACCAACACGCCCACCCCUGAUGACAAGCUUUUCCAAAAGUUGGCCAAAGUCUACUCUUACGCACAUGGAUGGAUGUACCAAGGUUGGAACUGUGGAGAUUAUUUUCCAGAUGGCAUCACCAAUGGGGCUUCCUGGUAUUCACUCAGCAAAGGAAUGCAAGACUUUAACUAUCUCCACACCAAUUGCUUUGAGAUCACAUUGGAAUUAAGCUGCAAGAAGUUCCCUCCAAAAGAAGAGUUGCAGCGUGAAUGGCUGGCUAACCGUGAGGCCCUAAUCCAAUUCUUGGAAGAGGUUCACCAGGGUAUCAAAGGAAUGGUGCGUGAUGAGAAUUAUAACAAUCUGGCAGGGGCUGUCAUUUCUGUCGAUGGGAUUAAGCACGAUGUCACUUCAGGUGAUCAUGGCGAUUACUUCCGGUUAUUGCUUCCUGGCACCUACUCUGUCACUGCCACAGCACCUGGCUUUGACCCAGAGACAGUGACUGUGACUGUCGGUCCUGCAAAACCCAAACUGGUUGACUUCCAUCUCAAGAGACGCGUCCUUCCAACAAACCUUCCGAAAAGGGCUCCCAACAAGGGGCAUGGAGGCAGAGUCUUACCGAAGAAAGAAAGAUGGAAAAAGGAAGUGGAGAAAAAGCAGCCCCAGCGAGUCCUUGCCUGA
Molecule: messenger RNA, 1374 nt
Organism: Elephantulus edwardii (Cape elephant shrew)
Lineage: Eukaryota; Metazoa; Chordata; Mammalia; Macroscelidea; Macroscelididae
Gene: CPN1
Product: carboxypeptidase N, polypeptide 1
Exons: 9
Coding region: 1-1374 (457 amino acids)
Biological process (GO): proteolysis
Molecular function (GO): zinc ion binding; metallocarboxypeptidase activity
Source: RefSeq, a predicted model, not a curated record